This is a messenger RNA of Camellia sinensis, 2473 nucleotides long. Lineage: Eukaryota; Viridiplantae; Streptophyta; Magnoliopsida; Ericales; Theaceae. The record is from RefSeq and is a predicted model, not a curated record.
CUUCUCUCUCUUUCAACAGCUCAAUCUUUUGCACCUGAGAAUCUCAUAUUUUCCAAGUUCAAAGACAAGCUUCAGAGGUCUCUUUCAAAGGCAAUGGUGGUGUUCAUCACUGAUUCUCACUGGAAAACAACUCUGGUGGUUGAGUUGGUGAAUUGAAAGCAAUCAGAGCAAGCUCUCUCUCUCUCUCUCUCUCUCUCUCUCUCGAGGGUCGAUUGGAAAACAGGAAAAGAUACUUUCUGCGCUACACGGGUUUUCCGGGACUUUUGACUAUUUUUUUCCCACUUUAAUAUAUCGCUUCUCUCUCCCUGUAAGUUUUGCUUAUAUAUCUUCUCUGCCCUCCUCUGUUUACUUUACCACUCUUGUUAUCAGAACCCAAUAUGAGACUGAAAAUUGCUCAACCCACUUUGCAAUGCUCACUAGUCCUCCCUCAAUCCUUUCCUUCUCCAAAUCCCACUUCUCCAAUCAAUUCUUCCUCAUCUUCAACCAAAUCUACCAAAAGAAACACAACUUUUCUUUACAAAUUUUCUGUUUUAACCACAUGGCCAUCCACGAAACUCUUGAAAUCUAGAUCAUUCAACAAACCCAUCUCAACAGCUCCCACCAUGAAACGGGCUUGCAGUCAUGCCGAUUUUGAUGACUUUUCCCAUGAAGAUUUAUCUGAAAUUAUCCAAAAUUUUGAAUUAUCAGAGGAUGAAAACACCACCACUUGGUCAAAGUCAGUUGUGGGGACUGAAGAACAUAGAACCAAUCUGUCAUUCAGGGCUUCAUUAUUCCCAUCAAAGCUCGGAUCAUUAGAGCCUUUUACGCUUGGGAUAGAGCCAGAGCCCCCACAAUGGCCGGAGAGGGAAGAGCUUAUCUGGGCAAUUAUCGAAAGAAGAGCGAACAGCGUCGAUUUUCCACUUUCUCUUAGGAUAAUAAAGAAGAAGCAACAAUGGCAAGAGGGUUUUGGAGGUUUAGGAGAAUCAACUAGUUGUUCGGUUAAGAAAACCUUCUCUUCAAUGGUGUUCAUCAUUCUAGAGCUUCAAAGUCAUGCAUUGAAGAUGAGAGAAUUCAUAUCCUAUGAGGAUUUAGAGAAGAUCAAAGCUCGAGUGCACAGAGAAAUGUACGCCUCUUUCGCGUGGUUGUUCGAACAAGUUUUUUCGCGCACACCGUCUCUGAUGAUCUGUUUGAUGAUCCUUUUGGCAGAUUUUUCAAUCUAUUCAAUGUCUCACAACACUGCUAUUCAAGACAAUUCAUUACUGAGUACAUUGUGUGAAGCCACAGAAAAUGUUUCAGCAUUGGAGAGUAUGAAUCAACUACAAUUCGAGUCAUUUUCCAGGAAAAUUUGUGGUGGUGGGAACGUUCACUCUCUGCCAGAUGAUUUAUCCGGGUUUUCUUGGAAUGAGGAUUGCAAAAUCAGUGAAAAGGACGCGGGGUUGUGGGGUUUGGUGGUGGAUGAAGCCACUAGGAUGCAGGAGGAAUCAAGGGGUGGAGUUGUUGAUCAUGAUACGAUGCAAUCGUUGGUGUCCCCUGUUUUAGUGGAGCUUGAACCAGAUGAUUACACGGAAUACUAUAGAACUGACCUUCUAUAUCAGAUGGGAUUGUCUCAAGACCCAAACAAUUCACUUCUGCUUUGUAACUAUGCUCAGUUCCUCCACCUUGUUGCCAAUGACCAUGACAGGGCGGAGGAGUGCUUCAAGCGUGCCAUACAAGUGGAACCGUACGAUGCAGAGGCGCUAAGCCGAUACGCAAAUUUCUUGUGGAUAGUAAGAAAGGACCUGUGGGGAGCAGAAGAAAGAUUUCUGGAAGCAAUUGCAGCAGAACCAGAGAACCCUUUUCACGCCUCCAAAUACGCCAAUUUCUUGUGGAGCACUGGUGGUGAAGAAACCUGUUUCCCUAUCAAUACUUGCUAGAACAACAGCAAGGCCUAAAACUUUUUUUUUGUUUUUUUUUUUGACAUGAGUAAGGUCUAAAACUUGUAGGAACCGAUGAUGCAGUCACAAGAGCACGAGCAUGAGCACGAGCACGAGCACGAGCAUGAGCAUGCUUCCAAGAAUCCCGGGCUCUGAUGCUAGCAUGCGCUUGAAGGAUAGAGGGAAUACUGUAUUUUGCUACACUGGAGGACAACCGGGGCUGCGAGGCCCGUGGAUAUUGGUAGGUAGAUAAAAUUUUGGGCGAAUAAAAAGGGAGAAAUGGGAAAUGAAGCAAGCUAGAGAUGUUCAAAAUUUGAUGGGAUUUUGGGAGGGAAAGGUUAUUAUUUAAAAAAAAAAGAAAAAAAAAGAAAAGAAACACAUGAGCUGAGGUGGAGAUGACUCUGCAUGGGGUUACUGGAUUAGCAUUUUGUGAUCUGUAUGAUGGGCUCUGGUAUAAAAAGCCAAGGGAAAUGAAUGAGAAGGCUACAUGAAUUUAUUUAGUGAUUGUAGAGGUGGAGCAUGCAUUAUAUUGUCUUUGAUUUUAGAAAUAAAAUAGCGAAAAGUUUGAAGAUUCUUCAUUU